Prosopis cineraria is the source of this 1724-nucleotide messenger RNA. RefSeq names its product alanine--glyoxylate aminotransferase 2 homolog 3, mitochondrial-like. Gene Ontology annotation, molecular function: pyridoxal phosphate binding; transaminase activity. Gene Ontology annotation, cellular component: mitochondrion. The record is from RefSeq and is a predicted model, not a curated record. The transcript has 9 exons. Lineage: Eukaryota; Viridiplantae; Streptophyta; Magnoliopsida; Fabales; Fabaceae. The coding region runs from base 88 to 1536 and encodes 482 amino acids.
UUCAUCUCCCUCUCCUUCACAAACAAGUAGAGUCACAAGCUCAUACCCUCCAAUUUUGUCGGGUCGGGUCCUGUAAUCUCGGACCUCAUGGCCUCCGCGCGAAAAAUGGCGGGACUCGUAUCCACGAAAUUCUUUCCGCGAGGGAAUCCUAUGAGAUGGAAACACUAUGUAUCUCAGUUGGCCGAGAAGCAAAACGACGCCGUGGCCGCCAUCCCUGAACUCCCACCCUUCGAUUACUCUCCCCUGCCCUACUCCGGCCCCUCCGCCGACGAGAUCCUCGCCAAGCGCAAGCAGUAUCUCAGCCCCUCCGUCUUCCACUUGUACAAGACUCCCGUGAACAUAGUGGAGGGGAAGAGGCAGUACUUGUACGACGACAAGGGGCGGAGGUAUUUGGACGCGUUCGGAGGGAUUGCUACGGUGUGCUGCGGGCACUGCCAUCCUGAUGUUGUGGAAGCCAUAGUGAACCAGACAAAGCGCUUGCAGCACUCGACGGUUCUUUACCUCAACCAUGCCAUCGCCGAUUUCGCCGAGGCUUUGGCUUCCAAACUUCCUGGCAAUCUCAAGGUGGUGUUUUUCACAAAUUCUGGAACGGAAGCAAACGAACUGGCAAUAUUAAUGGCAAGAUUGUAUACGGGAUGCCACGACGUUAUAUCUCUGAGGAACUCCUAUCACGGAAAUGCAGCUGGGACGAUGGGGGCCACAGCCCAAAGCAUCUGGAAAUUUAACGUUGUUCAAACUGGAGUUCAUCAUGCCGUAAAUCCAGACCCUUAUAGAGGUAUUUUUGGUUCUGACGGAGAAAAGUAUGCAAGAGAUGUCCAAGAUAUGAUUGACUUUGGCACUUCUGGAAAUGUUGCUGCCUUCAUUUCUGAAGCUAUACAGGGAGUGGGGGGCAUCAUAGAAUUGGCCCCAGGUUACUUGCCUGCCGUCUACAGCAAUAUUAAAAAAGCCGGAGGGCUCUGUAUCGCCGACGAAGUUCAGGCUGGGUUUGCUCGCACUGGAAGCCAUUUUUGGGGAUUUGAGGCCCAUGGUGUUGUUCCUGACAUUGUGACAAUGGCAAAGGGGAUUGGAAAUGGCAUUCCCUUAGGUGCAGUAGUAACUACUCCAGAGAUUGCUGAGGUCUUGGUUCGCCGAAAUUACUUCAACACUUUCGGAGGGAAUCCUGUUUGCACUGCUGCAGGGUUGGCUGUUUUAAGAGUGAUAGAGAAAGAGAAACUUCAAGAAAAUGCAUUUGUGGUGGGAUCUUAUUUGAAAGAGAGAUUCUCUGCGCUCAAGGAUAAAUAUGAAUUAAUUGGGGACGUAAGAGGGAGAGGGAUGAUCCUUGGAGUUGAACUUGUGACUGACCGUAAAUUUAAGACACCAGCAAAAGCUGAAACAUUGCAAGUAUUGGACCAGAUGAAGGAAUUAGGAGUCCUCGUUGGAAAAGGUGGGUAUUACGGGAAUGUCUUCAGAAUUACACCUCCUCUGUGUUUCACCAAAGAAGAUGCAGACUUUCUGGUGGACGCGAUGGACUUAGCGUUAUCUAGGAUGCAAUCAUAAAAAAGAUAACGUCAAAUUGUAGAUAAAGAAAUAUUUAUGUGAUCAUAUGAUAUUACCAGAACCAGAUAUCACGUUUCUGGUUUGUUAGUAAAGCUAGAAAUAUAUUACGCAGGCUUGGAUUAGAGUUACGUUACAAUUUUCUAAUGUGACCUUGCUAAAAUUAAACGAGGAGUUAACAUUUCGUUGUC